UAUAACUAAAUUAACAUUUAUCGAAUACGUUAUCAUUAAAUAUAAUUAUAACUAAAUUAUUUUUAUUAAGUAUAUUUUUUAAUUUUUUUAUUAUUAUUAAAAUUAAUUUAACUACAGAAUAAAAACAGAAUUUAAAAAAAAAACCAACCGCGGUCAACGCGCGGUUGAACCGACGGCUGACCGCGGUCAAAGCGCGGUUUGACCAUUGGUCAAUCGCCCUUUGACCGCGGUCAGCCGUCGGUUCAACCGCGCGUUGACCGCGGUUGACCGUCGGUCAAACCGCGAUUGGACUGCGGUUGCCUUUUUUUUUUUUUUUACCUUCUUCUCCGGCGACUGUGGAACGAGAUGGGCGGCGACGAUGGGCGACGGCGACUGGCGGGCGAUGGCGACGGAACGCGACGGCGGCGACUGUGGAGCGCGACGGCGACGGCGACGCGAUGGGCGGCGGCGACUGUGGAGCGGGACGGCGACGGGACUGGCGGGCGGGAGUGCACGGCGACGGGAGUGGGCGGCGACGGGAGUGCACGGCGACGGGAGUGGGCGGCGACGGGAGUGGCGGGCGGCGGCGACUGGCGGUCGAGAUCGGCGGCGGCGACGGGACUGGCGAGAGGAGUCCGGCCGGUGAGGGAGGUCGCGGGUGGUGAGAGCAGUUUUUUUUUUUUUUUUUUGACUGUAGUGGUGAGAGGAAUUGGGGGGAAGUAGAAUUUGAAAAUUGGUAAGGGUUUGUUUGUUUAAGUCAAUUGGGAGUUUUUGUUUAAGGGUAUAUAAGUAAUUGUACAUUCAAGUUAGGGCGAUGUUUAGCAAUUCUUAGGGCGACAUUUAGCGAUUCAGGACGAAAAUACCCUUCCUACUUUCACUCUCGUUACAGGAAAUUUGAAAUGGAGCAAAUCAAACUCUUUAAAAUGU
Molecule: messenger RNA, 906 nt
Organism: Linum trigynum
Lineage: Eukaryota; Viridiplantae; Streptophyta; Magnoliopsida; Malpighiales; Linaceae
Source: the annotation of a GenBank genome assembly